GACGAAGAGCACCCUCAGGCCAAGGAUAUGACUCCAACACGCAUUCCCUUCCUUGCACCAAACCCUAAUUUCCGUCGUUCCUCUUCCUCCCCUUUCCUCUUCACGCUUCUGCAGAUCCGCCAUGGCCAAGAGCUCCUUCAAGUUGGAACAUCCCCUCGAGAGGCGACAGGCUGAAGCUGCCCGAAUCCGGGAGAAGUAUCCAGACAGGAUUCCUGUUAUUGUCGAGAAGGCGGAGAGAAGCGACAUUCCGGACAUUGACAAGAAAAAAUAUCUAGUUCCUGCUGAUCUGACUGUCGGGCAAUUUGUGUAUGUUGUCCGCAAAAGAAUCAAGCUGAGCGCCGAAAAGGCAAUUUUUAUUUUCGUCAAGAACAUUCUCCCACCCACAGCUGCAAUGAUGUCCGCAAUCUAUGAGGAAAAUAAAGAUGAGGAUGGCUUCCUGUACAUGACGUACAGCGGAGAGAACACAUUCGGGUCAUUCUGAAGCGGAAGACUAACCGAGUUUGAUGUAUAUAGUCCAAGAAUACCGUGUAAAUCCGUCUCAAAUGAUCUAUGGUAUGUUGCUCCUUUUAUUCGAAAAUAUGGCUUUAUGUAUCUGCCUUGGCUUAAUACUUGGGUGACUUUUAAGCAUUUCUAUAUCUUUCAUUACAUUACUACUGCUUGCUUGUUUAAAUGACUCCAGCGUGUGGGUUUGGAUUUGGGUUUAGGGUUUGAAAAUAGUAAAUAUUGAAUUGAAAUAGUUUUUGAUAUUUAUAUAAUAAGGUGUUUGCUGUAAUGUUUGGAAGGGAUAGUGAUUUGUUUUUAUUUUUUUUAGUAAUAUAUUAAAUAAAAUAAAAUAAAAAAGUGUUUAAUGUAAUGAUUUUUUAGGAAAAAAAAAUUGAUUAUCAAUGAGACAGACCUUAAAAAUCAGUCAGAUUUCUUUACUUGUUUUUUUAUCUUAUAAAAUAUUACAUCAAAUAUUCAUGUUUUGUUUAGACAACUUAUGAAAGUUUUGGAAUUCUAAAAAUGUAAAAAUAAUUUCAAAUUAUUGAAAGUUGUUAUGGUCCAAUUUUUUACUAUUUUCGGAGUAUUAUGUAAUUGGAGCCAUAAUUACAAUCAAUUUUCAGGAUCAAUUAGAUUAAAAGAAAAAAAAAAAAAAAAAAAA
Molecule: messenger RNA, 1141 nt
Organism: Andrographis paniculata
Lineage: Eukaryota; Viridiplantae; Streptophyta; Magnoliopsida; Lamiales; Acanthaceae
Product: autophagy-related protein 8C-like
Exons: 5
Coding region: 122-481 (119 amino acids)
Biological process (GO): cellular response to nitrogen starvation
Source: RefSeq, a predicted model, not a curated record